CCAACAGCCUCUCAGUUCAGAGGGAAAGCUUUUCUUCUCACAGCAGCAGCGGGGAUUUUCUGCCUGCACACGCCGGAUAUUCAUCCUAUUAAAAAACACACUCACGAUUGAAAGCUGCGAGAGAAGGACACUUUCCUGGGUUGUGUAUCCCUCCCCGUCCCACCUCUCUGAUUUGGGCCGUCGUUGCUUUUCUUCCAUUUUUGUUUUUUUAUUUUUUUCCCUCCUGACUGUCUCUGUGGCGCACUCAGGUUUCUUUUGCUGACAUGGUAGAUUAUCACGCUGCCAAUAAUCAACCCUCGGCCGGAGGGGUCCAGACCUACAUGGAGCAAGAGAAUGACUGGGACCGGGACCUGCUGCUGGACCCGGCCUGGGAGAAACAGCAGAGAAAGACGUUCACGGCAUGGUGUAACUCCCACCUGCGGAAGGCUGGCACGCAGAUCGAAAACAUCGAGGAGGACUUCAGGGAUGGGCUCAAGCUCAUGCUGCUGCUGGAGGUCAUCUCAGGCGAACGGUUACCCAAACCUGAGCGAGGCAAGAUGAGGGUCCACAAGAUCAACAACGUGAACAAAGCCCUGGACUUCAUCGCCAGCAAAGGAGUCAAACUGGUCUCCAUUGGAGCAGAGGAAAUCGUGGACGGAAAUGCCAAGAUGACCCUGGGAAUGAUCUGGACCAUCAUCCUCCGCUUCGCCAUCCAGGACAUCUCUGUAGAAGAGACCUCUGCGAAGGAGGGUCUUCUGCUGUGGUGCCAGAGGAAGACCGCUCCCUACAAGAAUGUCAACGUGCAGAACUUCCACAUUAGCUGGAAGGACGGUCUCGCCUUCAACGCUCUGAUCCACAGACACAGACCUGAUCUCAUCGAUUAUGACAGCCUCAGAAAGGAUGACCCGGUGACAAACCUGAACAACGCCUUUGAGGUAGCUGAGAAGCACCUGGAUAUCCCCAAGAUGUUGGACGCAGAAGACAUUGUGAACACUGCUCGUCCAGAUGAGAAAGCCAUUAUGACUUAUGUGUCCAGUUUCUACCAUGCCUUCUCUGGAGCACAGAAGGCUGAGACAGCUGCAAAUCGUAUCUGCAAAGUGCUGGCUGUCAACCAGGAGAAUGAGCAGAUGAUGGAGGACUACGAAAAACUGGCCAGCGAUCUGCUGGAGUGGAUCCGUCGAACCAUCCCCUGGCUGGAGAACCGAACCCAGGAAAAGACCGUGAAUGACAUGCAGGCGAAACAGGAGGACUUCAGAGACUACCGCUGUGUCCACAAACCACCCAAGGUCCAAGAGAAAUGCCAGCUGGAGAUCAGCUUCAACACUCUGCAGACUAAACUGAGACUCAGCAACAGACCCGCCUUCAUGCCAUCAGAAGGACGCAUGGUGUCUGAUAUCAAUGGAGCGUGGCACACUCUGGAAGGAGCAGAAAAAGGCUACGAGGAGUGGAUUCUCAGUGAGAUCAGACGUCUGGAGAGACUGGAACAUUUGGCCGAGAAGUUCCACCAGAAGGCUGCCAUCCAUGAAUCCUGGACAGAUGGUAAGGAGGCCAUGCUGACCCAGAAAGACUAUGAGACCUCCACCCUGUCAGAAGUGAAGGCGUUGCUACGGAAACACGAGGCCUUUGAGAGCGACCUGGCAGCCCAUCAGGACAGAGUGGAGCAGAUCGCCGCCAUCGCACAGGAACUCAACGAACUGGAUUACUACGACUCAGCCAGUGUCAACGCUCGCUGUCAGAAGAUCUGUGAUCAGUGGGAUGUCCUGGGAGCCCUCACCCAGAGCCGCAAAGAGUCACUGGAGAGGACAGAGAAGCAGCUGGAGUCAAUAGACGAGCUUUACCUGGAGUACGCCAAGAGAGCGGCGCCCUUCAACAACUGGAUGGAGGGAGCGAUGGAGGACCUGCAGGACAUGUUCAUCGUCCACAAUAUUGAGGAGAUCCAGGGUCUCAUCACAGCCCAUGAGCAGUUCAAGUCCACCCUGGCAGAGGCCAACAAAGAGCGAGAGGCCAUCCAGUCCAUCCAGGCCGAGGUGCAGAAGAUCGCCCAUAGCAACGGCAUCAAGCUGAGUGGAGGAAACCCCUACACCACCAUCACACCUGAGAGCAUCGACAGCAAAUGGGAGAAGGCGAUGGACAUGGUGCCGCAGCGUGAUAACGCCCUGCAGGAUGAGCUCAACAAGCAGAAUUCCAACGACACUCUGAGAGCCAAGUUCGCUACUCAGGCCAACACAGUCGGCGCCUAUAUACAGGCCAAAAUGGAGGAAAUUGGCAGGAUAUCCAUUGAAAUGAACGGCACUCUGGAGGACCAGCUCACCAGCCUGAAGGAGUACCAGCAGAACAUCAUGUCUUACAUGCCUGAGAUUAAUACACUGGAGGGAUACCAUCAGCUCAUCCAGGAGGCCCUCAUCUUUGACAACCAAUAUACUUCCUACACAAUGGAGCACCUCCGUGUGGGUUGGGAGCAGCUGCUCACCACCAUCGCCAGAACCAUCAACGAGGUUGAGAACCAGAUCCUGACGCGUGACGCCAAAGGCAUCAGCCAAGAGCAGCUUUAUGAGUACCGCGCCUCCUUCAACCACUUUGACAAGGACCACAGCGGGGCCCUGCAGGCCGAGGAGUUCAAGGCCUGUUUGAUCAGUCUGGGCUACGAUGUGGAGAACGACAAGCAGAAGCGGUCAGGACAGAUGGUCUCAGAUGAUUUCCGGGCUCUACUCAUUUCAACAGGAAACAGCCUGGGCGACAGUGAGUUCGCUCGCAUCAUGGGCAUAGUGGACCCCAACGGCAGCGGUGCUGUCACCUUCCAGGCCUUCAUUGACUUCAUGUCCAGGGAAACGACCGACACAGACACCGCAGACCAGGUCAUCGCCUCCUUCAAGAUCCUGGCCGCUGAUAAGAAUUUCAUCACGGCCGAAGAGCUGAGGAGGGAGCUCCCCCCUGACCAGGCGGAGUACUGCAUCGCCCGCAUGGCACCCUACAAGGGACCAGACGCCGCCCCCGGAGCUCUCGACUACAUGUCCUUCUCCACCGCUCUGUACGGAGAGAGCGACCUGUAGAGGAGGCAAGAGGAAGAGAAGGGCUGGACAAACAAGGGAGGGAAGGAGGGAGGGAGAGAAGGAAGAGAGGAGGGAGGUAGAGAGUUACUCUGUGCGUAGGGAAGACGCCAGGAAUCGAGCGUUUGGAAGAAUUUGAGUGGUGGUUGUGAGGUGCCCCUGUGUGUGCCGGUUUCAAAAUCAUCAGAAAGUUUUAAGACUCUGAGCUUGUUGAUUGAACCGUAGUUAGGUUUGGCCUCUGUCGAAUGUUUUUCAGCUGCGUUCAUGUCAUAACUGGAUCAAUUUGUCAUAAAGGUUUAUAUGAGCAGGCAUAUCCAGGGGCAGCUGGGAUGACAGUUGCUCUGUAGUGCGGGUCCUUAGCUUCACCCUCUCUGCCUGUCAAACUGGGGAGGGACUGGGGGAGGGAGGGCACAAGCUAAUCUGAUACUUAUGCUAAUUUUUGUUUAUUUUAUUAUUAUUUCUUUCUUCUUGCCAGGGUGUUCAGGGCAUAUGGUGGGGGACGGGAGGGGGGCGGGGGGGGUUUGAUGUGGCGACUGGCGAGGUUUGUGUAUUAGAUCCUAGAGAGAUAUAUGCUGCGGGGGGGGGGGGUUUUCCAACCAGUGAUAAAAUUACAUAUUUACCCAUAAUUCCCAUGUUGCUGGAUAAGGUUACCUGUCUAACCUCAGCUCUUUCCCUCCUCCUGUCUUUGUUUAUUUCUUUUUGUUCAUUUUCUGGAGCAGGUGGGUGGUGGUAGGGGGCGUCGGGUGGGGAUGGUGGCCGGUGCUGGGGGGGAAGGGCGGGGCUCAGCGCUGUACAUACUUAUUUUUUUCAGAGCAAAGAAUGACACACAGUCCCACUUGUUGAGAAUAAUCGAUCGCAGGCUUUCCAGUAGGGCAAAAUAGAGUGACAUUUAUUUAAAAAGAAUAAAUAAAUAAAAAGAUAAAACACGGAAAAAUAAAAGCCAAUGAUAGCAACACAGAGAGAGCAGUUUCACCAGUGGAUAGGUUUGAGCUUCCAGAAGUCUUUUCUUCAGGGUUUUUUUCUUUUCUCAAAGGAAAAUAUGGUUGGUAGCCAUGAAGUUGAGGCUUGUGUACCUAAAGACCUUCUCCUGUAUAAAUCCCACGACAGGCAACACCAUAAUUAUCCACAAAUAUUUGCUUCUGUGAAACUAUUCUCCUCCUGGGGUGGGCUACAGGUGCUUAUUUAAAUACAAAUACUAUACAUUUAUAUGAAAGGCAGGAUUGUAGUAGUCAAAGUUAGUCCAGUUUUAUAUUCACACAGAAAUAUAUACAUGUCAUGUCAUAGAUGCAUCUGAUUGGCUGAAUGAAGGUCUCUCGCACUUUCUGGAUUUUUAGAGCUCCCCCUGUGACUUUUGGAAAAGUGGUGGAAAUAAUAAAAUAACAUGCUUAUUGGUGGCUACAGCCCUGUCCCUCUCUCUCUGUCUUUCUCUCUCUCUAACUCACUCUCCCGCGUCCUCCCCCUUCACUCGCCCAUCCCCUCAUUCGUCUCUGAAGAAAAGGGAAAGAAAAUUUACUGCAAGGAAAGAGGGAGGGGAAAGAUCGGGGAGGGGGUCUGUAUGUAAACAUUCCAUUAUGUGCAAAUAAAAACUAUUAAAAAAAAAGGAAAUUGUUAUGUAAUAAAAACUAUGCAAUCAUAAUGUGUUGAAUAUCUGGGGAAAGUCGUGGGCAUCCAUCAGGCCCUUUCUGAGAACGUCCCCUGUCGAAAUUAAACAGAGGAUUACAGAUUUCUCCAGUAUUUGUUGGCUGUUACGGGGGAGAGGAGGGGGAGAUGGAGGGAGGGACAGACAGGGAAGAAACUGAGAAGAAAAGACUUGGACCAAAAGCGUGUUUCUUUUUUUUCCUUUCUCUUUUUUUCCCUGCGAGGUUGGAGAGAAAUGAACUCUGGAAUUGUGAUUUUCCUCUUUUUGUACUCUUUAAUAUCAAACCUUAUCUGCUGUACUGGAAACUGCAACGCCUUCUGUCUCUAAUGAUAAGUGAGUUUCACAAAGCACACAUAAAAGUUUCCUUACAAAAUA
This is a messenger RNA of Epinephelus lanceolatus (giant grouper), 5040 nucleotides long. RefSeq names its product alpha-actinin-4. Lineage: Eukaryota; Metazoa; Chordata; Actinopteri; Perciformes; Serranidae. Gene Ontology annotation, molecular function: protein binding; calcium ion binding. The record is from RefSeq and is a predicted model, not a curated record.